CGCACAGAUGCGGUUGGUGCGUCCAUAUAUGUAGCAUGUGAGUCUCCAAAGCAACCUUUUGUACCUUAUCUUUGUAUAACCUUUAAACGUACAAUAGGAGUGUAGAUGAUUAAUGUGUCAUAAAGUAACUUAUUUCCUGAGCUGGGCCGCGCCGUGGAGGCGUUUACUCAGUUUGUAAGCGUCUGAGAGGCCGUGUGGACGUCACAGAAGCCUCAUUGACUGGCAGCAGGAACCCACAAGCACCCUGCCACGUCAGAGUGUCAGCGUUCCGGUUGGACCACUGCGAGCAGAAUUCCGCUUUUUCAGGCUUAAGGCUGCCAUGAGGACAACUACCAGGUGCACUCGUGUUCGGGGCUGAGGGGCACCCAUGGGAGUUCGGCCUCGUCGGAGCCGCGAAUGCUCAAAGACGCGCCCCGGUGCGUCCAAAUGUGACGGCCACUUCCUUACCGCGGGCCUAGUGGCCGCAACUUUCCUCGUCCUCCUGGGGGUUUCUUUACUCCACUUGCCGGAGCCGGUGGCGCUAGACCCGGCGACGGCCGUUCGCGAGGUGACGCUGUUGAUCUGGACUCAUCCUUUCGGGCGGAAGCGGCCACUUCCGGAUUGUUUGGCCCGCUACGGCGUCGACGGCUGCGUGCUGACGGACGAGCCGCGCGCGUACCCGCACGCGGACGGCGUGCUCGUGCACCACCGCGACGUGGCCUCAGGCGGCGCCGAGCUGCCCCCGGAAGCGACUCGCCCCCCGGGACAGAAGUGGAUAUGGAUCAACUACGAGUCGCCCUCACACACGCCGGCCCUGUGGCGCCUGGAGGAACUCUUCAACGUCACCAUGAGCUACCGAGCCGACUCGGACGUCUUCCUCCCGUACGGCUACCUGGUCCAGAAGCACGGUGACGGGCAGCCACUCUCAGAACCUUCUCGAACUUCUCGCCCACGCUUGGUGGCGUGGGUGGUGAGUAACUGGGUGGAGUCGCAGGCCCGCGUGGCCUUCUACUACCAUCUGAGCCAGUACAUCCAGGUUGACGUCUUCGGCCGAGCGGGACGCAGCAUUCCGGAAGGCCUCGGAAGCGUGGUUCGACUAGUAAGGCGCUACCACUUCUAUUUAGCGCUGGAGAACUCUCAACACACAGAUUACAUCACAGAGAAGCUGUGGAACGCCGUGUUGGCCGGAGCCGUGCCGGUGGUCCUGGGUCCGACCCGGAAGAACUACGAGCGCUUCUUGCCGCCGGAGGCCUUCAUCCACGUGGACGACUUCCCCUCAGUCGAAGCUCUGGCCGGAUACCUAUUGGCGCUCAGCCGAGACCCGGCCCGGCUGAUUGGGCAUCUGCGCUGGAGGACGGGCUUCGGACUGCGCCAGCCCACCUUUUGGGGCGAACACUACUGCACCGCCUGCAAGGCACUGCGGAAGACCAUGGGACAAACUCAGGUGGUCCGUGACUUGACUCAAUGGUUUGAGUCCUGAAGAAUGGACUGCUAACGUACAGUAAACCCCCACUAUUAGCAGGGGAUGAGGACAGAGCCCUGACAGGAACAUUGGGAAAAAACACCAGUAAUUGACAACCUGCUAAAAACAAAAACAAAAAAACAAUUACCUAUAUCAAUAGUUGAAACCACAAAUGUACCACAAACUUUGAACCCACAACACUUUAAUUUUCAUUUCAAACUAUUACUUAUUACAACUUACGCUAAAAAAUAAAUUACAGAUGAUUUGAUUUCGGAAAAACAACAACAGAAGUGCGUGUGUAUUAGAGGUUGAACGACUAAAGAUUUUUUUUGUAGUCAACUAUAAUGCGAUUAAAGUCGAGUCUAAAUUGAUGACGUCAUUGAUAUUUUUAAGCACCAAUUGGAUUUGGAAUACACGCUGCCAUAAACGUGAUUAGCGAUUAGUCGACUUCAAGCAUUAAGCAUCUAUGCGGAGUAGGAAGUCGAUUCUUCUACUAGUCGACUAAUCGGUUCAUCGGCUACACUAAGAAUGUUGUCUUUGCAACCCUUAAAAGUCCCAAUUUGUCAAGCAAUAGUGAAACCUCCAUCGUUUGUUAGCUUGAGCUUUUUAAUAGCCACUCAGAAGAGCAAAACCAUACACAUAGUGAAGACGCUUCGUACCAACCCAGGCUAAUCUUAGCUCCUCCCGGACAUACAAAGAUCUUAAAACAGUCAAGAUGUUGCGGUUCAACAUGCUUCCUUAACACUAAUUACUACUUUCUUAUAAGUCAAGCCGUUUGUAGCAUCUGUGGCAUCUUAGGUUAUUACAGACGAAACACGAAUGUGAGCAUUUCAGUGAAUAGCUCAUGAUACGUUAAUAAUAACAAUACUGUAGGGGAAUUUGUGAAUAGCGACCGGCAAAGGGGCGGGGUUCACUGUACUACUUUUUAUUUCGCACUUAGUGGCCAGAAUAGUAGGCACCCAUACACAAGAUUGACACUGGUUAAGAGUGGGAUUACUAACAGUAUGCGCUUUAACACCCGACACUAAUUUCUCCUACCCUGUUGUAUUCAGAGCAAUUUUACACAUCACACCAGAUGCUGUUGCGGCAUCACCCGCCUUCGCUGGGUUUUGUAUAAAAGCCAAAUGCGGAUAAAUGCGGAAUCUUCUGUCACGGCUCCGAUGCGGUAAUUUCGUUUGAUCUCUGAGAGACAGGUGGGACUGUGAAGUUUAACGCACGCAAUUGUUGCGGUCUGAUAACUUUUUAUGUCACAUCAGACGCUGGUGCUGACGCCACCGUGAUUGUGGGAUUUUGUGUCACUGUGUGAAAGCAUACACAAUUGUGGCAAUAGCCUGCCUCUGCUGGAUUCUGUAUAAAAAAAACUAAUAAAUGAGGGGGUCUCCCUGCAAUUUUGCAGGAUCUCGGUGUGAAAAAACGGCUACCGUAUUGUCUUUGUAACGGGAGAAUGUUUUGAUACAAAACCUUGUAAAUAGAUGCAACUGUGUACAGUAUGUAAAUGUAUUUAAAUCAAUGUUGAAUACUGUAAUUGGUUUUGGUUCUUUGAACAACCUCCGUGUACACUGUUUUUGCUCUUAGUUUGUUGGUCCUUCAUGCAAGAAUAUAAAAUCAUUUUUAAGCUUA
This is a messenger RNA of Phyllopteryx taeniolatus (common seadragon), 3061 nucleotides long. RefSeq names its product alpha-(1,3)-fucosyltransferase 4-like. Lineage: Eukaryota; Metazoa; Chordata; Actinopteri; Syngnathiformes; Syngnathidae. Gene Ontology annotation, cellular component: membrane. Bases 368 to 1459 code for a protein of 363 amino acids. The record is from RefSeq and is a predicted model, not a curated record. Gene Ontology annotation, molecular function: alpha-(1->3)-fucosyltransferase activity. The transcript has a single exon.